UCCGUAUACCCUACCCUAGCGGAACCUGUCGGAUAGGUGCAGGCUGAGCUCUGACGUGCACAGGCAUGUGUGACAGCUCAGAGACCGGCGAACCGACAGAGAAAGGGAGGGAAAGAAGACUUGACACCACCGGACGCACACACACACACAUCCAGAACAACCAACACACUCUGCAUACCCAGGAAAGGAAAUAUGAAAAAUAACAUGCAGAGAGGAAAAUAGACAUUCCCUCUUUCCCUGAAGGGAACCAGGGGGAAAGGAAUGCUCUGGAAUGCCAAGGAACCCUGGAGAGCUUUUUCAUUCCAGCUUGGACUCAUGGAUCUGGACUCCUAAUGUGCAAUCUAAGACUGUUGGAACUACAGGACAUUUGGGUGGUUCUCUGCAUCACGUUGUAUGUGAUCCAUAUAGCCGGAGCCAUCUCCGUGGCCUCCCCCCAGCGGAGCAUGACUCGCUCGGUGCAGGAGGACGUGUUCUUCUCGGUGCGGGUGACCUGCCAGGGUGUGCCCACCCUCCAGUGGACCUUCAUGUCCGGCGCCGUCAGCCGCAGCAUCGGCAGCUGGCGGCCCGACAGCAGUGGCGUCGGCGGCGGCGGCUCCUUCUCAAACAUCACGGUGGACUACGUCGACCGCGUGGAGACGUACGCCAACGGCUCGCUGGGUCUGGCCCGGCUGCGGCUCGCGGACGCCGGCUUCUACGUGCUCACCGUCACAGAAGACUCGGGCAGCAGCAAGGACAGCGGCUUCGUGCUCAAAGUGAACGAGGUGAUCUAUGAGGACCUGCAGUACCUGUCCGUUUCGGCCCUGGUGCUGUUCUGUCUGGCGGGCCUGCUGAUGCUGUCCAUGUGGCUCCUGAACCGGGCCUACAAGAAGAUCAAGGCCUGCAGACGGCGUCGAGAACAGAACGGUAAGGCAGAACGCAAUCAGAGUCAAUGUUAUAUUGAUCACAUGCACAGUAUCAAUCAUUCUGGAUAGUGAAAUGAUCACGGAAAGGCCAAGGGUGGACUACAUCUUAAUAAUUAAAUAAAAUAAUACAUGAUAAAUGUAAUAUGAGCAUGUUAAUUACACAAUAGAGACACAUUUUCUUCAUCUUUCUAGUUUCAAGUUUCUUUAUUUGAUCUUAUCUUAAAAUAAAGUUAAAAAAAUAAAUAAAUGAAAAAGUUUCAAAAGUAUCAUGAAAUAUACAGUAAAUAGAGAUUCAGUAAUCAAUGUGGUCGA
Messenger RNA from Gadus chalcogrammus (walleye pollock), 1214 nucleotides. Its product is annotated as V-set and transmembrane domain-containing protein 5. The record is from RefSeq and is a predicted model, not a curated record. Bases 333 to 971 code for a protein of 212 amino acids. Lineage: Eukaryota; Metazoa; Chordata; Actinopteri; Gadiformes; Gadidae. Gene Ontology annotation, biological process: positive regulation of excitatory synapse assembly; filopodium assembly. Gene Ontology annotation, cellular component: axon; dendrite; plasma membrane. The transcript has 3 exons.